AUGUGCACUGAAGUGGCAAUGUGCACUGAAGUGGCAAUGUGCACUGAAGUGGCAAUGUGCACUGAAGUGGCAAUGUGCACUGAAGUGGCAAUGUGCACUGAAGUGGCAAUGUGCACUGAAGUGGCAAUGUGCACUGAAGUGGCAAUGUGCACUGAAGUGGCAAUGUGCACUGAAGUGGCAAUGUGCACUGAAGUGGCAAUGUGCACUGAAGUGGCAAUGUGCACUGAAGUGGCAAUGUGCACUGAAGUGGCAAUGUGCACUGAAGUGGCAAUGUGCACUGAAGUGGCAAUGUGCACUGAAGUGGCAAUGUGCACUGAAGUGGCAAUGUGCACUGAAGUGGCAAUGUGCACUGAAGUGGCAAUGUGCACUGAAGUGGCAAUGUGCACUGAAGUGGCAAUGUGCACUGAAGUGGCAAUGUGCACUGAAGUGGCAAUGUGCACUGAAGUGGCAAUGUGCACUGAAGUGGCAAUGUGCACUGAAGUGGCAAUGUGCACUGAAGUGGCAAUGUGCACUGAAGUGGCAAUGUGCACUGAAGUGGCAAUGUGCACUGAAGUGGCAAUGUGCACUGAAGUGGCAAUGUGCACUGAAGUGGCAAUGUGCACUGAAGUGGCAAUGUGCACUGAAGUGGCAAUGUGCACUGAAGUGGCAAUGUGCACUGAAGUGGCAAUGUGCACUGAAGUGGCAAUGUGCACUGAAGUGGCAAUGUGCACUGAAGUGGCAAUGUGCACUGAAGUGGCAAUGUGCACUGAAGUGGCAAUGUGCACUGAAGUGGCAAUGUGCACUGAAGUGGCAAUGUGCACUGAAGUGGCAAUGUGCACUGAAGUGGCAAUGUGCACUGAAGUGGCAAUGUGCACUGAAGUGGCAAUGUGCACUGAAGUGGCAAUGUGCACUGAAGUGGCAAUGUGCACUGAAGUGGCAAUGUGCACUGAAGUGGCAAUGUGCACUGAAGUGGCAAUGUGCACUGAAGUGGCAAUGUGCACUGAAGUGGCAAUGUGCACUGAAGUGGCAAUGUGCACUGAAGUGGCAAUGUGCACUGAAGUGGCAAUGUGCACUGAAGUGGCAAUGUGCACUGAAGUGGCAAUGUGCACUGAAGUGGCAAUGUGCACUGAAGUGGCAAUGUGCACUGAAGUGGCAAUGUGCACUGAAGUGGCAAUGUGCACUGAAGUGGCAAUGUGCACUGAAGUGGCAAUGUGCACUGAAGUGGCAAUGUGCACUGAAGUGGCAAUGUGCACUGAAGUGGCAAUGUGCACUGAAGUGGCAAUGUGCACUGAAGUGGCAAUGUGCACUGAAGUGGCAAUGUGCACUGAAGUGGCAAUGUGCACUGAAGUGGCAAUGUGCACUGAAGUGGCAAUGUGCACUGAAGUGGCAAUGUGCACUGAAGUGGCAAUGUGCACUGAAGUGGCAAUGUGCACUGAAGUGGCAAUGUGCACUGAAGUGGCAAUGUGCACUGAAGUGGCAAUGUGCACUGAAGUGGCAAUGUGCACUGAAGUGGCAAUGUGCACUGAAGUGGCAAUGUGCACUGAAGUGGCAAUGUGCACUGAAGUGGCAAUGUGCACUGAAGUGGCAAUCAACUGA
Schistocerca serialis cubense is the source of this 1575-nucleotide messenger RNA. RefSeq lists its product as uncharacterized. Lineage: Eukaryota; Metazoa; Arthropoda; Insecta; Orthoptera; Acrididae. The transcript has 2 exons. The coding region runs from base 1 to 1575 and encodes 524 amino acids. The record is from RefSeq and is a predicted model, not a curated record.